Molecule: messenger RNA, 4458 nt
Organism: Pseudophryne corroboree (corroboree frog)
Lineage: Eukaryota; Metazoa; Chordata; Amphibia; Anura; Myobatrachidae
Product: regucalcin-like
Exons: 19
Coding region: 337-3693 (1118 amino acids)
Biological process (GO): regulation of transcription by RNA polymerase II; L-ascorbic acid biosynthetic process
Cellular component (GO): histone acetyltransferase complex
Molecular function (GO): enzyme regulator activity; calcium ion binding; gluconolactonase activity
Source: RefSeq, a predicted model, not a curated record
GCCAUCAGCACUGAGAGGGACGUGCUGCUGCUGCACAGAGGCUGGAGGCGGACGAGCUCCAGAGAAGGAGCAUACAGUAUUGAGAAAUACCAUAUUACUCCAUGGAGCAAUGAUCAGAGACAGUCAUUCAUGACGUGAGGGUGAUAAGUGUCCUGGCUAACAUAAAAGUGUCACAUCCCUUCUUCAGAGGACCUGGCAGAUUUCCAUCGCUUGUAUAAAAUGCUCCCAGACAUAAACAGUUCCUAACUCAGCAGUCUGGUGCUGCACUUCACAAUGGGCUAUUUAGUAUCAAAUCCGAUUUCUGUAAUUCCAGUCUGCUUCUGAGGAUGCGUCAAGAUGAAACGUCUCAGGCACCUCAGCAGCAGUGACAGCUCAGACAAUGAAAGUCCUUCAACCUCCUUUUCCUCCUGUUUUCAGUACAGGAACAAAGCCAAAAACACAACCGAGGAAGAAAAGAAAUCUGCCGAGGUAUUCCGUAAAGACCUCAUUAGUGCCAUGAAGAUUCCAGACUCCCAACAUGUCAACAUGGAUGAAUAUUACCGUUUCGCAGACACUUGGAAACAGGAAUGGGAGAAGGGUGUCCAAGUACCUGCUAACCCAGAAUCCAUCCCACAACCUUCUCUCAGGGUAAUUUCAGAAAAAGUAAAGGAGGUGCUUUACUCACGUCCACGAAAGUACAUCCACUGCUCGAGCCAGGAGCCAGCAGAGACUGGAUACAUCAACAUACUGGAGUUGGCAGAAAGUAUGUGUCGAUAUGAUCUUGAUGAUAUGGACCUACUCUGGCUUCAGCAGUGCAACCUUGAGCUGGCGGACAUGGGAUGUUCUCCUGUGGAUGAGAGCACUAUGGAGAAGACCUUGGAAGUGUUGGAACGCCACUGCCAUGAAAACAUGAAUCAUGCCAUAGAGACAGAAGAGGGCCUGGGCAUAGAAUAUGAUGAAGAUGUCAUUUGUGAUGUUUGUCGCUCCCCUGACAGCGAGGAAGGCAAUGAUAUGGUGUUCUGUGAUCGGUGCAACAUCUGUGUGCACCAGGCAUGUUAUGGCAUACUGAAGGUCCCAGAAGGCAGCUGGCUAUGUCGAACCUGUGUUCUGGGUGUUCACCCACAGUGUAUUUUGUGUCCUAAGAGAGGAGGAGCCAUGAAAGCCACAAGAACUGGAACCAAAUGGGCCCAUGUGAGCUGUGCUCUCUGGAUACCGGAGGUGAGCAUUGCUUGUCCUGAGAGAAUGGAACCCAUUACAAAGAUUUCUCACAUCCCUCCCAGUCGGUGGGCAUUGGUUUGCAGUCUGUGCAAGCUGAAGACAGGAGCCUGCAUACAGUGCUCAGUUAAGAGCUGCAUCACAGCCUUUCACGUCACUUGCGCCUUUGAACACAGUUUGGACAUGAAGACUAUACUAGAUGAAGGCGAUGAAGUAAAGUUUAAGUCCUAUUGCUUAAAGCACAGCAAGAACAAGCAUUGCCCUGCAGGCGCACAGGAAGAGCCAGACAAAGCCCCCAUUGACAACAGACAGAGUGAGAGUGAAAAGACCAGCCUGCGUGCUCAGAAGCUGAAGGAGCUGGAGGAAGAUUUUUACACUAUGGUAAAUGUAGAUGAUGUGGCAGCUGAACUGGGGUUGCCCAAACUUACUGUGGACUUCAUUUUUUCAUUUUGGAAGUUAAAACGGAAAAGUAAUUUUAACAAACCGCUGUUGCCUCCGAAAGAGGAUGAACAGAAUGGUUUGAUCCAACCUAAGGAGGACAGCAUUCAUACCAGGAUGAGGAUGUUCAUGCACCUUAGGCAAGACCUAGAGAGAGUAAGAAACCUUUGCUACAUGGUGAAUAGAAGAGAGAAACUCAAAUUGUCCCACAGCAAGGUACAUGAGCAAAUCUUCAAUCUGCAAGUACAGCUUGUCAAUCAGGAGAUGGCAGCAGGACAACCUUUAUCAAGUGCUCUUGAAAAUACAUUAUUCUAUCCUCCUCCAAGAAUCACUUUGAAGUUGAAAAUGCCAAAAUUCGCACCAGUAGACUGUAAGAAAAACUCUGUGAAAACCGCAAACAGAUCUGGCCUUGCUGAUUGCAAUAGUUCACAUCAUGUUGGUAGCAGAGAGCCCCAAAAGGUGUCUUCUGAACUCCACACUAAGCACUACUCUAGAUAUGCCUCUGAACAACGAAGCAAUGGAUUGCUAGAAACGAAUAAUCCUCGGACAGAGAUCCCGGAGCCAGGGUCCCAGCAAGCGUCACGUUUUAGGAGCUCAGGAAAACCUUUGUCUCUGCAAGCUGUAAUCCAUGGACAUUCUUCAAAUGGAAGUGGAAAAGUGCAGAAUGAACAUAUGAGAUCAACAAAAUCUAAUGGAGUGUUACGUUCUUCUGGGGAUAAAAUUCAGAGAGACAGUUCCAGUCAGAUAUCACAUGAGCAGGAGUCUUUAAUCACAACUCAUUUUUCUAGCCACAGCAACCUUAGAAAAUGUAACCUGGAACAGUUUAGCAGGUCCUUCAAAGAGACCACAAAUAGCCUAGUUAGGACCACAGAAGAUCUUAGGAGCUGUGAAAAGCCUCAAAGGAGGCAAUCUGCAAAAGAACGCUUGUGGAAAAAACAGCCUCUUGAUUGCCAGUCAUCCGGAACCCCUUACCAGGACAGUGAUGGCUAUUGUCCUGACCUAGAAUUAAGUGACUCCGAAGCUGAAAGUGAUGAGAAUAAGGACCAUGUGCGACUAAGGAGAGUCAGCUCAAGUCAAGAAAGCCCUAACAGAGACUCGACUAGAAACAGUCGUAGUAGAAGCAAAAAGAACAUGAUUCCACACAGUUCAGGGCAGAGAACAAUGUCUUCCAUCAAGAUUGAAUGUGUUGUCAAAGAGCGGUACAGGAUUGGAGAGUCUCCAGUGUGGGAGGAAAAAGCAGGAGUGUUAGUGUAUGUUGAUGUUACAGGACAGAAGGUCUGCCACUGGAACCCCAGUACUAACAAAAUAAAGAGUGUCUCUUUAGAAAAAACCGUUGGCUCUGUUGGACUUCGGAAGUCGGGAGGCUAUGUUGUUGCCACGGGCAACACAUUUGCAACUCUGAAUUGGGAAGACCAGUCCAUAACCCCCCUUGCUCAAGUAGAUGAAGACAAACCUAACAUUCGUUUUAAUGAUGGCAAAGUUGACCCAGAAGGAAGAUUCUUGGCAGGUACCAUGUCUCAGGAGAUCCGCCCUGCAGUGGUGGAGAGGAACCAGGGUUCAUUGUUCACCUUAUAUCCAGAUCACUCUGUGGUGAAACAUUUCGACAUGGUGGAUAUCUCUAAUGGUUUAGAUUGGUCUUUGGAUCAUAAAACCCUCUUCUACAUAGACAGUCUCUCUUACGCAGUUGAUGCACUAGAUUAUGAUGUGAAAACAGGAAAAUCUUGGAACCGUCGCCAUGUCUAUGAGUUGCAGCCGGAUGAAAAAAUCCCUGAUGGCAUGUGCAUAGAUGCAGAGGGGAAACUUUGGGUCGCUUGUUAUAAUGGUGGAAGGGUGAUCCGUAUAGACCCUGAGACUGGGAAGGUGAUUCAGACUGUGAAACUACCAGUGGAUAAGACGACAUCUUGCUGCUUUGGAGGAAAGGAUUAUACGGAUAUGUAUGUCACAUCAGCAAGUGACGGGAUGGAUAAGGAGUGGGAAGCCCGCCAGCCCCAGUCUGGGGGAAUAUUCAAGAUUACCGGACUUGGCGUAAAAGGAAUUCCACAAAAUGAAUUUGCCGGUUGAAUAAUAAGAAUCUACAUUUGGUUGUCGUUUCUGUUUUAAAGAAUAACCUAAUGUGUUAACACAGUGAAGUAAAGCUAUCCAAAAUUGUGUUUUAUUACUAAUAUAUUGCUUGAUCAAAUUUGUAUAAACCUAUUUUUAGUACAAUAUUAAUUGAAUCACUAAUGUGUCUCUUUAGUUCUUUUAAAAUGUGUACUUGCUUAAAUAACCUGUUCAUUGAAUCUGCAACAUAAUUGGUUCUUUUGAUAUUAUGCAAUAAGCAGCAGAGUCCUAAAGCAGAGGAAAAUGAAGACAUUAGGGCUCAGUUACUAAAGCUAGGCGCACACUGCGGUGAUGUACCAACGAUCCAUCCAACUGUUAAAUUAUCUGGUUGUUUAAAAACCAGUAGUCCAUUACUGCUGUAGAAAUUGGUUCAUUUUGUAAAAUGCUGUGCAUGCAGCUUAAAUCAGUUGCACUUCUCCAAAUGAUCGCUAGCCUGGGGUGCACUGCUGCAUACACAAACUCCUAUUCUCAAACAGAAAUCGACUGUACGGCCCGAGUUAUUGUACAGUGUGUUACAAUCUUAACAUUGCAUUUAGUUGCAAAACUUUCAGUGGAUUACAGCAAGAUGCUUUUACUGUUUAAUUGCAAUCAAUAAAAGCUGAUUCGCUGUUGAGCUUUAGUGAAAACGUUGCUACUAAAUUAUGUAGUGUGUAAAAUGUUAUAAACAAAUUCUUUGCAUUUUUGACACUGUUACUAGAAAAUUGUAUUUUAUAUGUAUUUUUGGAA